Piliocolobus tephrosceles (Ugandan red Colobus) is the source of this 3696-nucleotide messenger RNA. RefSeq names its product cell division cycle 25B (gene CDC25B). Gene Ontology annotation, cellular component: nucleus; cytoplasm. Gene Ontology annotation, biological process: positive regulation of G2/M transition of mitotic cell cycle; positive regulation of G2/MI transition of meiotic cell cycle; G2/M transition of mitotic cell cycle. Lineage: Eukaryota; Metazoa; Chordata; Mammalia; Primates; Cercopithecidae. The transcript is spliced from 16 exons. Bases 801 to 2543 code for a protein of 580 amino acids. The record is from RefSeq and is a predicted model, not a curated record. Gene Ontology annotation, molecular function: protein tyrosine phosphatase activity.
ACGUUUUGCUGCUGCUCAGCGCAGCCACUCGCGGGGGCGGGGAGGCUGCGGGCACAGAGGAGCCUGGAGCGAGCGAAUCCUGGCCUACCGCCUGCCCAACCGCGUGACCUUGAACGAGUUAAUGAACUUCACGCCUCAACGUCCAGGUCUGUAAAAUGGGGUAUCUAACGCAGACCGCACAGCCCAGCUGGGUUUAGCAAACUUCCGGGAGCCGCUUGGAGCCUCUCCCCGUCCCUAGCGGUGAUACCAGGUGACGAUAUGCCGCAGGGGGUCCUGCGGAGGCCACCCUAGGGCGUUGCUGCUGCCUUUGGGAGUGUGGAGCUCCAAACCAUGUCGCGACAGGAGGAUUUCGGGAGGCCUGGAUCCUCGCGCCAGGGGGAUGUGCGAGGGUAUGGGAUGAAUCCUAAUUCCUCCGACCCACCCAAAGCCUAGAUAACCAGCCUCGGCGCCUCUCGCCCUGAGGGCCCCGCCCUCAAUCCCGCCCUCCUCUAACCCGCUACCCCAUUGGUGGCGUCCGGCGGCGCGGUCGCUGUUAUUUUUCGAAUAUAUAAGGAGGUGGAAGUGGCAGCUGCAACUAGAGGCUUCCCAGGCUGGUGCCUGAGCCCCGCGUCCCUCGCCCCCCGCCCUCCCCGCAUCCCUCUCCUCCCUCGCGCCUGGCCCUGUGGCUCUUCCUCCCUUCCUCCCUUCCCCCCUCCACCCCCUCCGCGCCCGCUGCCUCCCUCGGCCCAGCCAGCUGUGCCGGCGUUUGUUGGCUGCCUUGCGCCCGGCCCUCCAGCCAGCUUUCUGCCGGCCCCGCCGCAAUGGAGGUGCCCCAGCCGGAGCCUGCGCCAGGCUCGGCUCUCAGUCCAGCAUGCGUGCGCGGUGGCGCCCAGCGUCCCGGCCACCUCCCGGGCCUCCUGCUGGGAUCUCAUGGCCUCCUGGUGUCUCCGGUGUGCGCGACCGCUUCCUCGCCGGUCACCACCCUCACCCAGACCAUGCACGACCUCGCCGGGCUCGGCAGCGAAACCCCAAAAAGUCAGGUAGGCACCCUGCUCUUCCGCAGCCACAGCCGCCUGACGCGCCUAUCCCUGUCUCGACGGGCAUCUGAAUCCUCCCUGUCAUCUGAAUCCUCCGAAUCUUCUGAUGCAGGUCUCUGCAUGGAUUCCCCCAGCCCUGUGGACCCCCAGAUGGCAGAGCAGACGUUUGAACAGGCCAUCCAGGCAGCCAGCCGGGUCAUUCGAAAAGAGCAGUUUGCCAUCAGACGCUUCCAGUCUAUGCCGGUGAGGCUGCUGGGUCAAAGCCCCGUGCUUCGGAACAUCACCAACUCCCAGGCGCCUGAUGGCCAGAGGAAGAGCGAGGCGGGCGGUGGAGCUGCCAGCAGCUCUGGGGAAGACAAGGAGAACGAUGGGUUUGUCUUCAAGAUGCCAUGGAAGCCCACACAUCCCAGCUCCACCCAUGCUCUGGCAGAGUGGGCCAGCCGCAGGGAAGCCUUUGCCCAGAGGCCCAGCUCGGCCCCCGACCUGAUGUGUCUCAGUCCUGAGCGGAAGAUGGAAGUGGAGGAGCUCAGCCCCAUGGCCCGAGGUCGCUUCUCUCUCACCCCUGCAGAGGGGGAUACUGAGGAAGAUGAUGGAUUUGUGGAUAUCCUAGAGAGUGACUUAAAGGAUGAUGAUGCAGUUCCCCCAGGCAUGGAGAGUCUCAUUAGCGCCCCACUGGUCAAGACCUUGGAAAAGGAAGAGGAACAGGACCUCGUCAUGUACAGCAAGUGCCAGCGGCUCUUCCGCUCUCCAUCCAUGCCCUGCAGUGUGAUCCGGCCCAUCCUUAAGAGGCUGGAGCGGCCCCAGGACAGGGACACGCCCGUGCAGAAUAAGCGGAGGCGGAGCGUGACCCCUCCUGAGGAGCAGCAGGAGCCUGAGGAACCUAAAGUCCGCGUCCUCCGCUCAAAAUCACUGUGUCACGAUGAGAUUGAGAACCUCCUGGACAGUGACCACCGAGAGCUGAUUGGAGAUUACUCUAAGGCCUUCCUCCUACAGACAGUAGACGGAAAGCACCAAGACCUCAAGUACAUCUCACCAGAAACGAUGGUGGCUCUGUUGACGGGCAAGUUCAGCAACAUCGUGGAUAAGUUUGUGAUUGUGGACUGCAGAUACCCCUAUGAGUAUGAAGGUGGGCACAUCAAGACUGCGGUGAACUUGCCCCUGGAACGCGACGCCGAGAGCUUCCUGCUGCAGAGCCCCAUCACACCCUGUAGCCUGGACAAGAGAGUCAUCCUCAUUUUCCACUGUGAAUUCUCCUCUGAGCGUGGGCCCCGCAUGUGCCGUUUCAUCAGGGAACGAGAUCGUGCUGUUAACGACUACCCCAGCCUCUACUACCCCGAGAUGUAUAUCCUGAAAGGCGGCUACAAGGAGUUCUUCCCUCAGCACCCGAACUUCUGUGAACCCCAGGACUACCGGCCCAUGAACCACGAGGCCUUCAAGGAUGAGCUGAAGACCUUCCGCCUCAAGACUCGCAGCUGGGCUGGGGAGCGGAGCCGGCGGGAGCUCUGUAGCCGGCUGCAGGACCAGUGAGGGCCUGCAUCAGUCCUGCUACCUCCCUUGCCUUUCCAGGCCUGAAGCCAGCUGUCCUAUGGGCCUGCCGGGCUGAGGGCCUGCUGGAGGCCUCAGGUGCUGUCCAUGGGAAGGAUGGUGUGGGUGUCCUGCCUGUCUGCCCCAGCCCCGAUUCCCCUGUGUCAUCCCAUCAUUUUCCAUAUCCUGGUGCCCCCCACCCCUGGAAGAACCCAGUCUGUUGAGUUAGUUAAGUUGGGUUAAUACCAGCUUAAAGGCAGUAUUUUGUGUCCUCAAGGAGCUUCUUGUUUCCUUGUUAGGGUUAACCCCUCAUCUUCCUGUGUCCUGAAAAGCUCCUUUGUGUGUGUGUCAGCGGAGGCUGGGGGAGAGCCAUGGUCCCUGAGGAUGGGUCAGAGCUAAACUCCUUCCUGGCCUGGGAGUCAGCUCUCUGCCCUUACUUCCUGGGUCAGGACUGCCCCUAACCUCUGUAGCAACCGUGGUAUGUCUGCCAUGUUGCCCCUUUCUCUUUUCCUCUUUUUCCUGUCCCACCACACAAGCACCUCCAGCCUGAACAGAAGCUCUUACUCUUUCCUAUUUCAGUGUUACCUGUGUGCUUGGUCUGUUUGACUUUAUACCCAUCUCAGGACAUUUCCGUAGACUGUUUAGGUUCCCCUGUCAAAUAUCAGUUACCCACUCAGUCCCAGUUUUGUUGCCCCAGGUUAUUAUUCUUGGGGGCUCCCAGGGCAAGGGCUAAGGCCUGAAUCGUGAGCCUGCUGGAAGCCCAGCCCCUACUGCUGUGAACCCUGGGGCCUGACUGGUCAGAACUUGCUGCUGUCUUGUUGCGGAUGGAUGGAAGGUUGGAUGGAUGGGUGGAUGGCUGUAGAUGGCCGUGGAUGCACAGUGCCUUGCACACCCAAACCAGGUGGAAGCGUUUUGGCUAGCAUGACAGCCUGCAGCAGGAAUAUAUGUGUGUCUAUUUGUGUGGACAGAAAUCUUUACACUUAGGGUUUGGAUCUAUUCAAGAGGAAAUAUUCAAGUCACAGAAGCAGCUAAACCAAGGACUCAGCACCCUCUGGAUUCUGAAUCUCAAGAUGGGGGCAGGGCUGUGCUUGAAGGCCCUGCUGAGUCAUCUGUUAGGGCCUUGGUUCAAUAAAGCACUGAGCAAGUUGAGAAACCA